UCAACACACUAAUAACUAUUAACACAAUAUGGAAAAAGAGUUCACAUUUUAUCGCAAAAAAAUAUUACCAACCACAAUACCAAUACAACCUGGUAAAAAAAUAGAGUUAUCUAGCCUUGAUCUUCUCAUGGAAAAUCAUCAUCUUAAAAUGGUUUUUUACUAUAAAACUCCAACGGUUUUACCGAUUGGAACAUUAACUACUAAACUUAGGAUACUUUUUGCGGAAGUUAUUUCGUAUUUUCCAGUAAUUACAGGAAGAUUAAUAAGAAACAAUGAUGGAAAAUGGAUGAUUAAAUGUAAUGAUGCAGGAAUUAGAAUUGUUGAAGCUAUUGCUAAAGGGAGUGUCGAGACUUGGUUGCAAAAUGUUGAUGCUGAGAAAGAAAAGAAGCUUAUUCAUUGGGAAGAUAUGUAUCAUAUCCCUUAUUAUUGGGCCACUUUUUAUGUUAUGGUGACAGAAUUUGAAGAAGGUGGAAUGGCAAUAGGCUUGAGUUGCUCGCAUCUUCUAACUGACCCAUUUAGUGCAACCCUACUUAUAAAGGCCUGGGCCGAUCGAGUACUCUGGGGAAACAUUUCUAUUCCACCCUUCUUUCACCCUCUACCCAAAAGACCAGUGGGCUUUCAGAAAGCCCACCAACAACCCAAUAACCAUUUGAUUAGUCAUUACAAAAGCAUACUAGAAAGCCCAAUCACAAGCCCAUCCACAACUCAAAAGUCUAAAACGGUCGCGUUUGAAUUUUCCGACCACAUGGUCAAAACUUGUAUCAAUCUAGCCCACUUGAAUUGCCCAACUAAUGGGACAUAUCCUUCGCCCUUCGCCCCUCUCGUUGGAAUUCUUUGGGUUUGCAUUAGUCGAGUUAAAGGAGAGACAAGAAACGGGCUUGUAGACAUGUCCAUGGGCUUAGAUAUGAGGAAGACUUUAGGAUUGGACAAAGGGUAUUUUGGUAAUUGCAUGAUUUACACAAAAGUAAAUGGAAAUGGUAUUGGAGUGGAUAAUCCACAAUUAGCAACGAAAUUAACAGGAGAAGCAAUUGAAAAAGUAAACAAAGAGGGAAUUAUUGAUUUAGUUGAAUGGUUGGAUAAUUGCAAUAAUUUCCCACCCCCUUCUUCGUCUGACAAGGGUAAUUUGGUAUUUUUGAACCUGGAGAAUGUGGACCCUUAUUCGGCAGUGUUCAUGGACGGGUACGAACCAAGCAGAAUCAGUUACUACAACGAGUCAUCUAUAGCGGAGAAAGGGAAAAUAUUGGUGCUUCCAUCUCAUCCCAGUGAAGGGAAAUUAAGUAGAAUAGUAAUGGUCACACUUCCAAAUAAUGAAGCAAUUAAGUUAUGUGAAGAUAAACUUCUUGCUAGAUUCUCUCCAACUAUUAUAAUGGGAGCUACAUAAUCCACUAACUAAAUUGGUAAUAUGAUUAUGUUGACAAUAUAUGUAAUAGCAUAAACAUGCAAACUAAAAUGGUUGUUCGCGUGAUUUCUAACAUGGUGGCCUAUGGACAUCCCAAACCCGUCAUCUCGCACGUCUAAAUAAAGCGGUUGUUCUUCCUUUGUUUUCGGAUUCGCUCACUACACUACAACAAUAUAAUGGUGUUUGGAUGAAUUUUACUAUUGAAGUAAGCUCAAAAAAGGUACGGUUGUGGUAUUGUUGUAAACGUGUACGUUAAACAUUUUGAAAACACAAUUUCUUUAACUUAUUUCGCUAUAUAUUUAUAUGUCAAUUAAAGUUUCA
Molecule: messenger RNA, 1720 nt
Organism: Spinacia oleracea (spinach)
Lineage: Eukaryota; Viridiplantae; Streptophyta; Magnoliopsida; Caryophyllales; Amaranthaceae
Product: protein ECERIFERUM 26-like
Exons: 2
Coding region: 29-1381 (450 amino acids)
Molecular function (GO): acyltransferase activity, transferring groups other than amino-acyl groups
Source: RefSeq, a predicted model, not a curated record